CUCUUUUAUAUUAUAACUAUUACUAUCACUAUUAUUAUUAUUAUUAUCAUUAGUUUAUAUACAUUUUUGUAUCAAACCCGAUUAUGGUGUUUAUCGCACUGUAUAACUAUGAAUCUGUAGAUAAUUUUUUCUAUAUCAUAUAUAUCAGGAUUUCUUUGGUGUACCAAUGGUCAGUACAGAUAGUGAGAAUGGUAGUGUGAAAGCUAUUAUUGAGGGAGAAAUAGAUCUCUAUGCAUUCCUUGAAAUCGAUGUGUCUGCGACAGGGGAUGAAAUAAGAAGACAAUACCGUAGAAAGGCUCUUCAGUAUCAUCCUGAUAAGGUUGGAGGAGAUUUAGAUAAAUUCAAUACAUUAAGUAAGAUUUAUGAAAUACUAUCGCAUGAAGAUUUAAGACGUCAGUAUGAUGCUCUAAGACAAGCGAGAGCAAACAGAGAGCAGAAUAAAGAACAAUUGAAAGAGUUUACCAGACGGUUUCAAGAUGAAUUGCAAAAGGCUGAAGCAAAAGUAAAUAAUAAUGAAUUGAGUCAAAAACGUCGAUUCACAAAUAACCUUGAAUUAUUACGAGAGGAAGGUAUAAAGAGACGUCGAGUUCUUGAGGCUGAAUUGAUUACCAAUAGAGAAAGUUCUAAUACUACUGAAAUACGACAAGAACCUGUAGAAUCAUAUGUUUCGUAUAAGGACCUACCAACACCAUCGCAUAAAGUCGAGCUUCUAGUGACGAAAAAUGAUGUAUAUCGAGUAAUAGUCAAAUGGAAAUUUAAACCAGAACUUCGAGAUUUGAUCUCGGAAGAUGUGAUUAAUCAAAUAAUGCAGACAUUCGGAUCAAUUAAGCAUGUUCAGAAGUUACCAUAUCAACAAGGUUCACGUUAUGAUCAAGCCAUAAUAGAGUAUGAAAAUAUAGAUGGUUAUCAAAGUGCUUUAAAUCAUAAUUACAGACAAUCAGCUAGUUUAUGGGAUGGUACUAAAGUAAGAAAAUUGGCUAGUUUAUUGAGAGAAUGUUUACCAGAGAAUUCAAAAUCCAAUGUAGAAGAUUUAAUAUAUGAUAUAAAACAUCAUAAAAAUCUUCCAAAUGAUUUCAAACUUCCAAGUCGAACUCAUAUUGAUGAGGUGGAUAGUGUACUAUACUCAAAAAUAUUAAAUCAGUUGGGAUAAUGAUGUUGGAACCGUAUCUGACCACACAAUAUAGUAAAUUCUUUAGUGCAAGCACUGAACUACAUAUGGGUCUUUUAAAAUUACUAGGUUAAUGUACGACCAUGGAGUAGAUAUAUCUACUGGUUAAUCAAAAUGGUAUAGAGUAGAUUCAUUUCUAAACCAUUACGAUUUUUAGUCGAUAAUAUAUAGUAUAUUCUACGAUAUUAGUAAUGCAAAAAG
Molecule: messenger RNA, 1369 nt
Organism: Scheffersomyces amazonensis
Lineage: Eukaryota; Fungi; Ascomycota; Pichiomycetes; Serinales; Debaryomycetaceae
Product: U2-type spliceosomal complex subunit
Exons: 1
Coding region: 167-1150 (327 amino acids)
Biological process (GO): spliceosomal complex disassembly
Cellular component (GO): spliceosomal complex
Source: RefSeq, a predicted model, not a curated record